GGUUUCAAAGUGCAACAACACGCAAACCCUUCAAAUCAAAAAAUACAGCUUCCUCUCCCUCCUUACCUAUCUCUGCCUCUCUAAGCAACAUUUUUCCCAACAAUCUUCAAGAGGAGCUUGCUAGCUGGCUCCUCCAUUGAUAUAAGAGGAUUAUACAGAGAGAAACCAGCUUGUCUAAAGAGUUCUUCUCACUGAAACGGAUCACAAAAGCCGAGAAAUGGCUGGAAAUGAUUGGAUAAAUGGGUACUUGGAAGCUAUUUUAGAUGUGGGAAGCAGUCUAAGGAAAAGAAAUGAUGGAAAGUUGAAGAUUGCUAGGUUUGAAGAGAGCAAGGAAAAGGAAGACAAGUCUUUUAGUCCUACUAAAUACUUUGUGGAAGAAGUUAUUAAUAGCUUUGAUGAGUCUGAUCUCCACAGGACAUGGGUCAAGGUGAUAGCAACAAGGAAUACUCGUGAACGCAGCAACAGGCUUGAGAAUAUGUGCUGGAGAAUUUGGCAUCUUGCCCGUAAAAAGAAAAAGAUAGCAUGGGAUGAUGCACAAAGACUUGCUAGAAGACGGCUGGAGCGAGAGCAAGGGCGUAAUGAUGCUGCAGAUGAUCUUUCUGAACUAUCUGAGGGGGAGAAGGAAAAGGGUGAUAGCAACCCUUCAGAACCUGUCAGGGACUUCACCAGAAUUAACUCAGAGAUGCAAAUAUGGUCUGAUGAAGAGAAGCCUAGGCGCCUAUACAUUGUGCUAAUCAGUAUACAUGGUCUGGUGCGUGGAGAAAAUAUGGAACUUGGAAGGGAUUCCGAUACUGGGGGUCAGGUAAAAUAUGUUGUUGAACUUGCUCGAGCUCUUGCCAAUACAAAAGGAGUCUAUCGUGUAGAUCUCUUGACCAGACAAAUCAGCUCCCCUGAUGUAGACUCCAGCUAUGGUGAGCCCAUUGAGAUGCUGUCAUGCCCACCUGAUGGCAGUGGAAGUUGUGGAGCCUACAUAGUCCGCAUUCCUUGUGGUCCCCGCAACAAGUACAUACCAAAAGAAUCACUCUGGCCUUACAUACCUGAAUUUGUAGAUGGAGCCUUAAGCCAUAUUGUCAACAUGGCUAGAGCCCUAGGGGAACAAGUUAAUGGGGGAAAGCCUACUUGGCCAUAUGUAAUUCAUGGUCACUAUGCUGAUGCUGGGGAGGUGGCAUCGCAUCUGUCCGGAGCCUUGAAUGUGCCAAUGGUGCUAACCGGACACUCUCUGGGGAGGAACAAGUUUGAGCAAUUGCUUAAGCAAGGAAGGCUUUCUAGGGAAGACAUAAAUGCAACCUACAAGAUAAUGAGGAGGAUUGAAGCAGAAGAGUUGGGGUUGGAUGCUUCUGAGAUGGUGGUAACCAGCACAAAGCAAGAGAUUGAAGAGCAAUGGGGCUUGUAUGAUGGGUUUGAUCUCAAGUUGGAAAGAAAGCUUAGGGUUAGAAGACGCCGAGGAGUAAGUUGCCUGGGAAGAAAUAUGCCGAGGAUGGUGGUUAUACCUCCAGGCAUGGACUUCAGCUACGUAACAAAACAAGAUUCAUUGGAAGGUGAUCUCAAGUCAUUAAUUGGCUCCGACAGAACUCAAACUAAGAGGAAUCUGCCUCCAAUAUGGUCUGAGGUAAUGCGUUUUUUCACAAAUCCUCAUAAACCUACAAUACUUGCAUUGUCCCGUCCUGACCCAAAGAAAAAUGUCACCACAUUGCUCAAGGCUUUUGGGGAGUGCCAGCGCCUCCGAGAGCUAGCCAAUCUGACUCUAAUACUUGGUAACAGAGAUGACAUUGAAGAGAUGUCUAACAGUAGCUCAGUUGUUCUUACAACCGUGCUCAAGCUCAUUGACAAGUAUGAUUUGUAUGGUCAAGUUGCUUACCCCAAGCAUCACAAGCAAUCUGAAGUUCCUGACAUUUAUCGUCUGGCUGCAAAAACAAAGGGAGUUUUCAUCAAUCCAGCUCUGGUGGAACCAUUUGGUCUCACACUUAUAGAGGCAGCUGCAUAUGGUUUACCUGUUGUUGCUACAAAAAAUGGUGGACCAGUGGACAUUUUGAAGGCUCUUAACAAUGGCCUACUAGUGGACCCUCAUGAUCAAAAAGCAAUAGCAGAUGCACUUCUGAAGCUUGUUGCCGACAAAAACCUCUGGACUGAAUGCCGAAAAAAUGGUUUAAAAAACAUUCACCGCUUUUCUUGGCCAGAACAUUGCCGUAACUAUCUCUCCCAUGUUGAACACUGCAGGAACCGCCACCCAACAAGCCGUCUUGAGAUCACACCAAUUCCUGAAGAGCCAAUGAGCGACUCUCUAAAGGAUGUGGAGGACUUAUCUUUAAGAUUCUCCAUUGAAGGAGAUCCCAAGCUUAAUGGAGAGCUAGAUGCAGCAACUAGACAGAAGAAACUAAUUGAAGCCAUUACCCAAGCUGCUUCAUCCAAUGGUAAUGCAAGUGUUACUUAUAGUCCUGGCAGAAGGCAGAUGCUAUUUGUGAUAGCUGCUGAUUGUUAUGACUGUAAUGGGAAAAGCACAGUGAACUUCCAAGAAAUUAUCAAGAAUGUGAUGAAAGCUGCUGGAUUAUGCCUAGGGUUGGGCAGGAUAGGCUUUGUACUGUUGACUGGCUCAAGUUUACGGGAGACAAUGGAAGCUUUAAAAUCUUGCCCAGUGAAUAUAGAAGACUUUGAUGCAAUAAUAUGUAAUAGUGGAAGUGAGAUGUACUAUCCAUGGAGAGACAUGGUGGCUGAUUUGGACUAUGAAGCCCAUGUAGGGUACAGGUGGCCUGGAGAGAAUGUUAGGUCUAUGGCAAUUAGGCUAGCUAAGUUAGAAGAUGGGACUGAAGAUGAUGUCCUCGAGUAUGUUCAGACAAGUGGUUCUAGGAGCUAUUCUUAUAUCAUCAAACCAGGAGCCAAGACUCGAAAGGUUGAUGAAAUCCGGCAAAGGCUUCGAAUGAGAGGCUUUCGAUGCAACCUUGUCUACACACGUGCAGCAUCAAGGUUAAAUGUGAUCCCAUUAUUCGCAUCAAGGAAACAAGCCCUAAGGUAUCUAUCAGUUAAGUGGGGAAUUGAUCUUUCCAAAAUAUUUGUCUUUGUUGGGGAAAAAGGGGACACAGAUUAUGAAGAACUACUGGCCGGCCUCCAUAAGACCAUUAUUAUGAGAGGCUCCGUGGGGUAUGGAAGUGAGAAGCUUCUUCGCAGUCAAGACAGCUUUAAAAGAGAAGAUAUUGUCCCCCAAGAAAGCCCUAGCCUAGGCUUUGUGGAGGAGAAUUAUGAAGUUCAUGACCUCUCAGCAGCUUUAGAGGCUCUAGGGAUCAAGUGAUCUUUAUUCAUAAAUAACCUUUUCUUUUUGUAACAGUUAUCUAUGCAUAUACUUUUACAGGUAAUGCAAAAGCAAAAAUACAUUUACUAUUGUA
Messenger RNA from Hevea brasiliensis (rubber tree), 3377 nucleotides. Its product is annotated as sucrose-phosphate synthase 4. Lineage: Eukaryota; Viridiplantae; Streptophyta; Magnoliopsida; Malpighiales; Euphorbiaceae. Gene Ontology annotation, molecular function: sucrose-phosphate synthase activity; sucrose synthase activity. The record is from RefSeq and is a predicted model, not a curated record. Bases 218 to 3283 code for a protein of 1021 amino acids. The transcript has 14 exons. Gene Ontology annotation, biological process: sucrose metabolic process.